Cricetulus griseus (Chinese hamster) is the source of this 4238-nucleotide messenger RNA. NCBI's taxonomy places the organism in Eukaryota, Metazoa, Chordata, Mammalia, Rodentia, Cricetidae. The record is from RefSeq and is a predicted model, not a curated record.
AUGAAAGAGUUCUGGGUACCAGGAAAGACUGUACACAGGAAGUCCAUUCUUUCCUUCCACCACACGGGUCCUCACGGGUGUACCACAGAUGGUCAGGCUUCCUCCCUCAGCUCCCUUACAGGGAGGCCUAGAGUGUCCUCCUUUGUCCCGGUACAUUCCCACACACCUUCUCUUAUUCCCCGAUGUCUUCUCUCCUUACAGUCUUCCGUUUGUGCCAAGAUCGUGCAGCUCCUGGGGCAGAAUGAGGUGGAUUACCACCAGAAGCAGGUGGUCAUCCUGAGUCAGGAUAGCUUCUAUCGAGUCCUCACUUCAGAACAGAAGGCCAAGGCCCUAAAGGGCCAGUUCAACUUUGAUCACCCUGAUGCCUUUGACAACGAACUCAUCUUCAAAACACUCAAAGAAAUCACCGAAGGAAAAACAGUCCAGAUACCUGUGUAUGACUUUGUCUCCCACUCUCGGAAGGAGGAGACGGUCACUGUCUACCCCGCGGAUGUGGUGCUCUUUGAAGGGAUCCUGGCUUUCUACUCCCAGGAGGUCCGAGACCUGUUCCAGAUGAAGCUUUUCGUGGACACAGAUGCAGACACUCGUCUCUCUCGCAGAGUAUUGAGGGACAUCAGCGAAAGAGGCAGGGACCUUGAGCAGAUUUUAUCUCAGUACAUCACAUUCGUGAAGCCUGCCUUUGAGGAAUUCUGCUUACCAACAAAGAAGUAUGCGGACGUGAUCAUUCCUAGAGGUGCAGACAAUCUUGUGGCCAUCAACCUCAUCGUGCAGCAUAUCCAGGACAUCCUCAAUGGAGGGCUCUCCAAGCGGCAGACCAAUGGCUAUCUCAAUGGCUACACCCCUUCACGCAAGAGGCAGGCAUCAGAAUCCAGCAGCCGGCCACAUUGACCCCCGUGCCCUGACUCCAAAUCCCAGCCCCCAGCUCCAAGACACAGGAGGGUCGAGAGGCUUUGGUCAUCUGUACAUACGCCUCCUGUGAAAUUACUGUAUUUAAGAAAACAGCGCGGAGAUGAAAUGCCUUGACUUUCUUGUUUUCCUUUUUUGUACUUUGGAACAGCAAAUCAAACAGAACUUGACCCCGAGCUUAAGUGACAAACUGUGCCAACUACUACUGGUGAUGCCUAAUUAUGAAUCCAACGUGUAACCAGUUAUAAAUACACACAUACAUACAUACAUACAUACAUAUAUAUAUAUAUAUAUAUAAAGGAUCUAUUUUUGUGUAAAUGUACAAAUACUGUAAAGCUGUUUGCCAUAAGUAUUCUGCAGGAAUCUGUGCGUGGGUGUUGGGCCUGGAGCCCCACUCAGCAGGCUCUGACAUCUGAGGAGCCAUGGGAGUGGGUGGUUGAUUGGUUGAAGUCCCUUGCUCUCAGCACCGUGGGCCUCAACUCUCAAGAACCCUCCACCCCCACCCCGACAGAUGCCCCCUCCUUGAAACUGGAGCUGAGAGAGAUUACUUUUUUUUUUUUUUUUUUUUUUUUUGGAGUUGAAAUUUCUCAACUCAAAAACUGAAUCUCAGGGAAGAGGCCCACUGAGGAAGAACAAUCUGUCUGUGUUUCUUCUUGUUUCGCUCUGGCUGCCUGGGUGGCUCCAUGACAUCUUCCGUCUCUGUUUCCCAGGAAGCCAGAGCUGACUCUGCUUUCCCGGGGGCGGAUCUUAAUAGGGCUUCAUCCUGCAGGAAAAGAGAGAGAGAGGAGGAGGGAAGGGUGGGACUAUGUUCCUUGGCAUGUUUAAGGAAAAACUGCCUCGUAGGGAAGUGACCGUUCAGGUUGCCUUGGGCAUAUUAUUGGAUAUGGAGCGGCGCAUUGCAGCCUGGGCUCUGGUUAAGGACAUCUGGUAUUAACCACUGACAGGCCUUCACAGGAGGAGGCCCCCUGAGAGUGAGAGUUCCACCCACAGAGCUGGCAAAAGCUUUUGUCCCUUUUGAGCUGGGGCUGUGCAGUGAGAUAAGGAGUGUCUGUGCUUCCCACCUGAGAUUCUCUUUGAACAGUCGAUUCAGGAUGAUUUCCUGAAUUACACUGUCACCCUGUUAAUAUGGUGGCUGCCUGGCAGGAAGGGGGUAGGAGAAGGGAAGCAUUUCUUAGAGGGUAUUAAGGGAGGGUAUUUAAAUCAUGGGUACCUAAGCUGGGGUUUUAUAUUGAAGAUGUCUGAGGUAGAGAUUUCCUGAACACUUCUUUUGGUAGGAACUCUUGGCUCUGCAGGAAGUUGACAUACUGAGAAGAAAGCUGGAGGAAAUAGGGACCAAGCAAGAAGAGACAGGUGUGAGAUAGGGCAUCAGUCUGUGCCCAACUAGAGAGGAGCCACGGACUGUCAUGUUGAUGGUCUCCAUCCUGCAUUUUGUGGGCCACAUGCUUGUAGUCACUCUGCCUGGACACCGGGGAAGUCUCAUCCCCAAGUGGCUCUCAGGGCCCAGUGAGCUUCUUACUCCGUAAUAUCCAAACAAGCCGAGUGAGGUUCCCUCACUGUUUGAGCGCCGUCCAGUUCCCCAACCAGGAUUCAAAUUGGCCUCCACUUCCGUUUUUCUAUUUAAAAGACAUGAACCUAGUCCUCAGUAGAGCUUUGCUACUUUUCCUGAGGCCAUCAGGAGGUCAUGGUGUAGGUUCCACAGCAAAUUCCCAUGAUAACAAAUGUUCUGGAGCAGGGAGUGUUCAGCUUAGGUACCUAUGGGGAGGCACACACUCACCCAGACAGAUGCAUCCUAGAGUGUCUGGAGAACAGUCUUUAUCACAUCAACUUCACGUCCAUGGUAAUUUUGAGAUAAAAGAUAGGUUAUGGCCUGGGAUCCCAAGGACAGGGCCCUGGCCUUGCUGGAAUUGCCUGUGCUCAUGGGAAACCCAUUCCUAUUUGCAAGAGCCUUGGCCUCUCAGUGGGUAGCACGCUCAACAUUACUUGAAGCUCCCAGGUGCCAAACCACUUAGUGCCCUGGCUGUCUACCCUACUGCCGUGGAAAAUGGAAUUCUUCUCAUCCCUGAGCCUUUACUUAGCCGCUUCCUCAUCUACUUAUGGUGUUGGGAACAUGCCCUCCAGGACCUCUGAGCAGCCCAUUCCCAGCUUGGACGAAGCUUUAGGACUACCCUAUCCCUACCUCCUGGGAAAAUUGUAAGCAAUUCUGGCUUGGCUAGAAGCAGUGUUUGCUGGGGGCAGGGAAGGGAUGGAAGUUCUUCUGCUCCGAAGCUGCUCAGCUUUUGGCCAGUUGUGCACUUGAACUUGAGUUGGAGGUAAACUUAUUAGGAAACCAUGACAUUUGUCAUCUGGGGACUUUUAGCUGCCCAGAGAGGAAGCAUGGCUGAGCAGCGCUGAGCAAUAUUGCUCACAGGUGCAAAAAUCCCCCGGCUUCAGAGCCACCCGGUGGUGCUCGCCUCCCCCUUCCCCAAUACUGUCUCUGUGCUGAGUAUUUAGGAGACAAACUUCUAAGCCUUGUGUCGAAGGAAGGCCCAGCCUCACACUUCAUGCUAAUGCAACUUCUGCUUGCUGUGACUUCUCUUUGGAGAACCAGAGGUUCUGCUGAGAAAAAAGGCAAGACUCUGAUACGGGGUGGGUAGAGUAGGCCCCAGGGAAGGGAAUGGGUUCAGGCCUUGCGGGGUGGGGGUGUUCAAGGCACCCGUCUCAGAACUAAUAUUCAUAAUGGUGGCUACUCAGAUCCUGGGGAAAUUGCCUCCAGCUUGCUCUAUCCACAGUGGGUUGUCUGUCUCUUGGGACGAAGCUGGAUCAGGUGUGCCCCUGAGUAGGUGAAAGUGGAGACCACAAGCCUCUUGCAGGGAAAUGUUUUUCACUAGGCAGCUUGUGGUGAUGCUCUGGUCAGUCCUGAGUACAUGUAGGGUGGUCCUUCUGGGAAGGACCUGCUGGCCUUCUCUGUCACCUUUGCCGUUUAUACUUUUACUCCUGGCAGAUGGCCUAAUGCUUUGUUGUUCAGACAAAACAAGAGAGUGGGUUGGGAGAGGCACAAACGGAUGCCUCUGGUGUGCACAAGUCCCCUUCAAGAGUCUGGCUGUAGGCCUGAUUUGCUCUCCUCUCAUGGUGCCAGGCACAGGUGACUUUAGAGCAGCUUCCUGUUGCUCUCAGGCAGUGCGCUCCCACCCAGGCCUGCCUCUGGAGUGAGGGUGUGACGAGACCUAGCCUGUUCUUUCCCUAGAAGAUGCUGUCUCUUCCCUUCUUUGCUUUUUACUGCCCUACCUUUGUUAGUGCUAUGGAAUGACCACAUCCUGUGUACUUUGCUGUAAAUAAAGACAAAGCAAAAACUA